Messenger RNA from Porites lobata, 3369 nucleotides. The record is from the annotation of a GenBank genome assembly. Lineage: Eukaryota; Metazoa; Cnidaria; Anthozoa; Scleractinia; Poritidae.
AUGGAAUACUCGCAAGAGCAACUUAACUACUUCAGACUCUGCUACGUAGGAUUUGAUUUGGUUCCAGUGGGACUGCGGCAGAUUUUCAAAAACGAGUGGGAUUUCCUUUAUAAAGGAACGUUAAUUGGAGAAUGGAAAGACACGGCACAAAAUGGUCAUGAUUUCUGCAACAAGGAAUCUAAAGCAAGUCACAAGAAAAACGCCCGAUGUCUGGCCAAAAUCCACAAUGGUAACACGGCAGACUGGGACUGCACCUGUUUGUCUUUUGCCAUUCUGUACUCGGACAGCAUUGGUACUACCUUAAGUCCAGCUGUCCGUAAAGAGGUCGAUGAUAUUCGUCAGGUGCGAAACGCGAUCGCUCAUAUCACCGAGGCUAAGUUGACAGAUGCCGACUUCCAAACUUUUGUAGACAGAGUGAUGAACGCUUUUACAUCCCUUGGUCUUGCUGUAACUGAGAUUCAAGAAAUAAAGAACCAGACGACCUUCCCAACGAAGGAGGUGGAAAAAUUUAGGAAGCAAGUUCGCGAUCUCCAAACCGAGUUAGAUCAGACAAAAAGCACUCUUCAAAGUACAGAAGCCGCCCUGGUUUCUACAAAAGAAGAAAACAAAUCUCUCGCACAGGAAAUAAGUGCAAAACUUCAGUCAUUUUGCAUUCUCGCCCCGCGCCCACCACAUGUUAUCAUUAGGCGCUCGCAUGAUAUUGAAAGAAUCACUAACAAAAUGGAGGAACUUUACAAUGGUUGCAGUGGAGCAGUCAGUACUGUGUAUUUGUCAGGAAAUCCAGGAUGUGGUAAGACCCAACUUGCCCGGGAAAUUGGACAACAGCUCUUUUAUGAACAAAACAAUGAUCUUAUCUUUGCUGCGACACUGAACACAGAAAGUAUCGAGACUCUUGUUGACUCUUACCUCACCCUUGGAAGACACCUAGGGAUAACAGAAUACGCCUUGACAAGCUUAGAAUCUUCAAAAAAUGUGAACCCUACUGAAGCAAUUAAACAGCUCCAUCGCUUGAUUAUGCCGAAGACCAGCAAGUUUACCAAAUGGUUGAUAAUAGCAGACAAUGUGAUUGACUUACGCUCAGUCCGCGACUUGCUACCUCAGACUGGUAGUAAAGAAUGGGGCCAUGGGCAAGUGCUGAUUACCACUCAAGAUAGUGGUACAAUUCCUCAAAACGCUCCUCACACGUAUCAUAAAUCGUUAAGCAAAGGAAUGAGACGGGACGAGGCAGUGGAAUUGCUGGAAAAAGUAUCGCAAAUUUCAGAGCGAGUACAAGCAGAAAAUGUCGCUGAACUUCUCGAUUUUCAGCCACUGGCUUUAGCUGCUGCUGCUUAUUACGUGCAAACUGUUGUGACCAGUGGGUCUUCAAAUUAUAAUUGGAAAGCAUAUCUUCAAGACAUAUCAACAUACAGCCAGCGAAAAAAGACCGAAACUGUCCUUGCUAAUGAGAGUUCAGCCUAUGCUAAAACAACAAUGGCCGCAGUAGAAAUGGCAAUCCACAGAGCUGUUGAAACAGACGAGAUCUUUCGUCAUACAUUCUCUUUUCUGUCGGUCUGCGCUAACGACGACCUACCACUCGAAACUGUUUUAAAGUUCGUCAAAGCCCAAGUAAAAAACGAGCUGGAGGUUUUAAUGAGGGCAAAGAUUGUAAAGUCCUCUUUAAUUCUUGUUCAUUCCGAAGAAGGGGGUGAACGAACUUAUUUACGUUUACAUAAAGUUGUACAUGAAGCUUUAAAACAAGUCGAGAUAGCUUACCUGAUAUCAUGCCGGAGGAGAGACCAGACCAUGGCAGAAGCGGUAAAGAUUUUCAAUGUUGAACUUCACGAAAAUCAUGGGAAUUAUGCGUUUUGUAAAAAAUUGAGGCCCCACUGUGAAUCUUUACUUAAGCAGAUGACGUCAGAGUUUAGUUUGGAUCAAAGCACUUUUUUAGAGAGAUUUAAGCCCUUCGUAGAUUUGGAUACAGUUAUUGAUUGGCUACAUAAUCUCGCCUGGGUCUGUCAAAGAAGCUCCUAUUUCUUCUCUGCGAAAAAUGUAGCCAACUUAGCGUGCGAUCUACUGGGGAACUUAGACGACACUCCCACGGUUGCGUUAACUCGUAAAUGGAAGGUUUUGAAUGUAAGUGGCGAAGUGUACCACAGGCUGGUAGAAUACAAUCAAGCAAAAGAUCUUCACGAAGAAGCACUGAAGAUUAGCAAAAAGAUUUUUAGUGAAGAUCAUGCCCAUGUAGCAACAAGUUAUAACAACUUGGCAUCAGUGUACCUCAGCCUGGGAGAAUACAAUCAAGCCAAAGAACUUACCGAGAAAGCACUGACGAUUUACAAAACGAUUUUUGGUGAAGAUCAUGCCGAUGUAGCAACAAGUUAUAGCACCUUGGCAUCAGUGUACAACCGCCUGGGAGAAUACAAUCAAGCCAAAGAACUUACCGAAAAAGUAUUGACGAUUUACAAAAAGAUUUUUGGAGAAGAUCAUGCCGAUGUAGCAACAAGUUAUAACAACUUGGCAUCAGUGUACGACAGCCUGGGAGAAUACAAUCAAGCCCAAGAACUUUACGAAAAAGCACUGGUGAUUUACAUAACGAUUUUUGGCGAAGAUCAUGCCCAUGUAGCAACAAGUUAUAACAACUUGGCAUCAGUGUACAACAGAUUGGGAGAAUACAACCAAGCCAAAGAACUUCACGAAAAAGCACUGACGAUUCUCAGAAAGAUUUUUGGUGAAGAUCAUGCCCAUGUAGCAACAAGUUAUAACAACUUGGCAUCAGUGUACUACGACCUGAAAGAAUACAAUCAAGCCAAAGAACUGCACGAAAAAGCACUGACGAUUCGCAAAAAGAGUUUUGGUGAAGAUCAUGCCGAUGUAGCAACAAGUUAUAACAACUUGGCAUCAGUGUACAGCAACCUGGGAGAAUAUAAUCAAGCCAAAGAACUACUGGAAAAGGCACUAAUGAUUGACAAAAAGAUUUUUGGUGAAGAUCAUGGCAGUAUAGCAACAAGUUAUAACAACUUGGCACAAGUGUACAGCAAACUGGGAGAAUAUAAUCAAGCCAAAGAACUACUGGAAAAGGCACUGAUGAUUGACAAAACCAUUUUUGGUGAAGAUCAUGGCAGUGUAGCAACAAGUUAUAACAACUUGGCAUUAGUGUACAAAAACCUGGGAGAAUACAAUCAAGCCAAACAACUUCACGAAAAGGCACUGACGAUUCGCAAAAGGACUUUUGGUGAAGAUCAUGCCGAUGUAGCAACAAGUUAUAACAACUUGGCAUCAGUGUACAAGAGCUUUGGAGAAAACAAUCAAGCCAAAGAACUUUACGAAAAAGCACUGACGAUUCGCAAAAAGAUUUUUGGUGAAGAUCAUGCCGAUGUAGCAACAAGUUAG